GAUCAAACAGAAUCGUGGUAGCAGGUUUUUGCUAAAGUUAGCAUAAUUUUGAAAUGCAAAUCUGGCCACCUUGGUCACGUGACAGGAAACUUUUUUUUCAUCACCAGAACCAUGCUGCGCAGCGCCGCGCCGCAGCCGGGCCACGGGCAACGGCCACCUGGCCGGCGGCGCGGUACCAACAUACAGUACAGCUCAGCUCAUCACGCGCGGCCGGUGCUGGCAUAUCGUAUUCUGAACAUCGAAGUACACCUCUAAUCAAGACCGUGUACUUGACUUGUUGCAGUCUUGGCGAAGCAAUUCGCAUAAAGUUUUACGAGAAAAAAAAGGAGCAGCCUUCAAGACGACACGGAGAAGUUUAAAAGUAGGCCCAUGGAGCAUCAGGAAAAACUUGACAGGCUCUGGGAUGAGGGCAUGACAAACUAUGGGACAGCCGAGGCUAAAAGAAAGGUUGCAUUGGCCAUCGAAAGAACUGGUUUGACUGCGAAGCAAGUGAAGCGUUGGAUAGACAAUAAACGCAGGACAAACCAUCGAAAGAAUGGCAAGCAGAGGGUCUUACCCCUGCGCAAAAGAAGAUGCAGUGGCUACAACAUCUUCAUGAAGAAGUUUAUAGGCUCAAAAGGUGCCACGGCUCUUAACAGGGCACAGAUGAUGCAGCAAGGUGUGCAGGAGUGGCGGGGGUUGGAUGAGGAAAAUCGAAUGCUCUACAACAAAGAGGCUGACAAUCAGAAUCAGUUACCCCAGCAAACCACAACCCUUGGAGAAUCAGGGUUUCGAAGCUUUGCCAACAAUCUUGGCCAUGAAGUUUCUAACAUGUGUGCAAGAGUUGAUGGCUUGGACUGGGUACUGGUGUGCACUAGUGCAUCUUUAGGGAUCUCUACAGUGCAUGGCAGUGAUGUUGGUGUCGAUCUUGCCACUUCCACAAAUUUUGCGUCCAAAUUUUGUGCUUCCAGUGGAUUUAGUGGAGUUAACAAGUCCAGCACCGUUACUGAAGACAUAUCACAGCUCAGGGUUAAAGUGCAGCAGCUCUUCAAUCAGAAAUACAGGGAUGCAACAUUGGGCAAAAAGAGCCAGAUGAGCUACAAACUGCUGGAGGCUGGGCAGAUAGAAUGCACAGGGCUGCCGAUGCCCUUGAAGAGGCCUGGGGCCUAUGGGAGAGAGGCCCUCAAAAAAAUCAUUGAGGCAGAACCAUCUAUCAAAUUCACAGUGUCUGCCCAGCCUCCCUCCACAUUGGAUGAUGGCCCAUCUGGCCAGCUUAAUGCUCAACCAACAAACAGCAUGUCUGCCCAGCCUCCCUCCACAUUGGAUGAUGGCCCAUCUGGCCAGCUUAAUGCUCAACCAACAAACAGCAUGUCUGCCCAGCCUCCCUCCACAUUGGAUGAUGGCCCAUCUGACCAGCUUAAUGCUCAACCAACAAACAGCAAUGUGCAUGUAGAAACACCAAGUGACUUGACAUUGCUUCAACACAUGGUUGAGCAAAAUGCCACAGAUUCAGAUGAAUAUGAAGUGGAGUGUUUGACGGAAAGAAAAAAACUAAGAGGCAAAAUAUACUACCUAGUAAAAUGGAAGGGUUUUACUGAGCAGACAUGGGAACCAGCAGGCAAUGUCUCAUACCAGCUGCGUAGCAACUUUAGUAAGAAAUAGAAACGAUAA
Patiria miniata (bat star) is the source of this 1650-nucleotide messenger RNA. RefSeq lists its product as uncharacterized. The transcript has 12 exons. The record is from RefSeq and is a predicted model, not a curated record. Gene Ontology annotation, molecular function: DNA binding. NCBI's taxonomy places the organism in Eukaryota, Metazoa, Echinodermata, Asteroidea, Valvatida, Asterinidae. Bases 370 to 1641 code for a protein of 423 amino acids.